Molecule: messenger RNA, 2722 nt
Organism: Humulus lupulus (European hop)
Lineage: Eukaryota; Viridiplantae; Streptophyta; Magnoliopsida; Rosales; Cannabaceae
Exons: 12
Coding region: 343-2376 (677 amino acids)
Source: RefSeq, a predicted model, not a curated record
CAUCUUCCAUUUCAAUUUCUCGCCUUUAUAUUUUCUCCGUACGAACUCUCAUAUAUACAUAAACAAACUCUGUAAACUCUCUCCUCUUCGCUCUCCUUUUUCGGCCGAUUUUUUUUCGCGCAUUUUCUCCGAUUCUCAGUUCCGGCGAUUCCUCAUAUCUUCCCGGCGACCUUUGAAUCCCGUAGAUCGCUUACGAUUAGUCUCUCUCUAAGAACCGAUCGCUCAGUCUUCUAUUCCAUCUACUGAGUGACGUGAUUGCCUCUUUUUCGCUGAUGUGCUGCUGCUACAUUUACUUCUGUGCAGUUGUUAUUGAUGAAGCUUUGUAAUUUUUAGGACGCGUAGAUGCCAAUUGCAAAACUCAAGGCCGCUAAUAUCCCUGAUGUGAUGAAACCAGAGGAGGGAAAUGAUUCUCUUGAUGCUAUCAUCAAACAAGCCAUUGGAAAGGAGUCUUUUCUUAAUUUCUCUAGGGCUGGGGAUAGUUCAGCCCAGUUUAUUCAAUUACUUCACGCUUUAGAGCAGCAAGCAGGGUCAAGUUCAAGAAUGGAGUCCCUGUCAACCCCUACGAUCUUUGGGAAGCAUGAAGCACAUAGUUAUUUAUCAGACCACCGCCAAAGUUGGUCUUUGGUCUCCCCAACGAAGAUGCAGAUGCAGAAGUGUGACAAAUGUUCACGGGAAUUUUGUUCGCUUAUUAACUAUAGAAGGCACAUUCGAGUGCACCAUCGCUUAAAAAAGCUUGAUAAGGAUUCUGCUAAAAGUAGAGACAUGCUAGGGGCAUUUUGGGAUAAGCUUCCUUUAGAAGAUGCAAUGGAGGUUGUAUCAUUCAAGAAUGUAGAGGAAGCUCCAGGGUCUUCAAUCAUAAAAGCAUUGUCAUCUCAUGUUCGGAAAUCAGUGUUUUCUUCUCCACCACAUCCUUAUUUGAAGGCUGGUUCUGAGCUUUUGGACAUUGUUCAAGGUAGACCUUCUAGGUUUCCGAUAUCUUCCCAGGAAUUAUUUAAUGUCCUUGAUAUUGCUAGUGAGAAAACUUUCCUAUCUGGACCGGCUAUAUCUAUGCAAAGAUAUGUUUUCGAUGGGGAGGCUGGGAAGAUAGGUCUUGAAACAAAAAACCUUGUUGCCUGUACUAGUUUUUUGUUGGAGCAGAAACUGGUCAAAGCAUGGCUUGCUGAAAAGGACGCUGAAGCAUUAAGAUUCCAGAAACUACUAGUGGAAGAAGAAGAAGCAGCUCAGAAAAGGCAAGCUGAGCUCUUGGAAAGGAAAAAACAGAAGAAGCUCAGGCAGAAAGAACAGAAGGCAAAGGAACGAAGACAUGGGGAGAAGGCAGAUAAUGAUGAAAGCAUUGACCAAGUGCUGGAAGCAAUGGCCCAAGUAGAAGCAUCCAGUCUAGUGGAAUGUGAUAACAGUAGAGACAACCUGGACUUGCCAAAUCAUAUUCCGUUGUCUAUUGUUGAUCACUUCAACUCUGAUGGAAAUCUGGAUUCAGAUUUUCUGAUUGGUUCUGAUUGCGGACAUAUUGAUUUAGGUAGUAAUUCUUGUGUUGAAAGGCGAAUUGUGCAAGGAAGUGGUCGUUGGAAACGGUGGCAAAUGUCACCAAAGUCACGGUUUCAUGCAGCUCAGAGCUCUCAAUCAUCAAAGCUCGGGGUCCAGCAGAAUCGUGGAACUCACAAGGAUUCAAGGACAGGUGUGACUGGUCAUAAAGUAUGGAGCCGAAAGUCUAAACCAGAAACCAAUGUAGAUGCUUUGAAAGCCGGAGUAAAAAAGGAGGAAUUAAAUGAACUUGAUCAAAUUAAAUACAGUGAGGUUUUGAUAGGUUCCAUAUCUGUCACACUUGGAAAUUGCAGUGAGGAGGGAAAUAAUCUCUCGGAAGCGUGUGAUACAUGCCUGACAGAGCAUCAGUUGCCAAAGAACAGUGUUCAGGUUAAACCCAACAAAUCCAAUCCAGUUCGGAGUGGCACAAGCAGGUCGACAGUUAAGCAUUGGAGACCAGUGAGCCAGAAUGGAACCAAAGUCCCAAAUUCAGUUGAGGACCGUGAUAGGGAAAUUGAAGCUGAAGCCAAUGCCAAUGCCAAUGCAGAAAAGGGACACACAGAAUCCUUGUCAAGUGGAAACUCAGAAUUCUCUAGCCAUGCUGCACAAGUUUUUCUUGCCCAGAGAUGGAAGGAGGCUAUUGCUGCAGACCAUGUGAAGCUCGUUAUAACCUCAGAUUUUUUUCCUCCAGAUGAAAAUGAUACUCAAGAAACAGCAUCUCGAACAUUCAAAUUGCAUAGACGUUGUGUUCUUGGCGAUGCCAAAAACCAGCUAGUAAAUGUUGACAUUCUUGGAUCUUCAACUGCCAAGGCCAAGAUAAAGGACAUUUCCAAACAGAGAACCAGUCCAACCUAGCAAGGAAUUUUUUUUUUAUUAUUAUUGUUAUUAUUUUUUUAAUCUUUAUACAAUUGUGCAGAGUUUUAUCGAUGGGGGUGCAACCUCCGCCACACCACCCACUGUUAAUUCUUAGCAGAGGUUCCAAUUUUACAGAUGGUCUUCUGUCAAAAAAAGAAAAGAAAAAAGAAACAAAAAGAAGAAAGAUUUUCCGGAAAUUGUUUUAUUAGUUCCGUCCUUUUUUCUUUAAUUGCUAUAGCCUCAUUAAUACUUUUUUUGGGGGGGUUAGUGACUUCAUUGUCAAAACUUUGUCUGUAAUGAAUUUUGUUAUUUCAACUGUUGCAAAGAGAUCUUUCAAUUUUUUUUU